This is a messenger RNA of Sander lucioperca (pikeperch), 6341 nucleotides long. RefSeq names its product PTPRF interacting protein alpha 2 (gene ppfia2). Gene Ontology annotation, biological process: synapse organization. NCBI's taxonomy places the organism in Eukaryota, Metazoa, Chordata, Actinopteri, Perciformes, Percidae. The record is from RefSeq and is a predicted model, not a curated record. Gene Ontology annotation, molecular function: protein binding. Gene Ontology annotation, cellular component: presynaptic active zone. The transcript is spliced from 33 exons. The coding region runs from base 280 to 4056 and encodes 1258 amino acids.
GUAAUUUCUUAACCGGUGUGUGUGUGUGUAGCCCCGUAAAUCAAAUGUCAUUACCCAACGCGGCUAAUUUGGCGAUCAUUCCUGCUCUUUUGCUUUUUGACAAUGCCAGCGGCGGGGACCAGCCGCACCUUUACGAUCGGAUCCUCGCCGUCGCUGCUUGCUGGCACUGAAGAAGCCUGCUAGGAUUGUCCGCUUGAUGGUAUAGCUUGCAGAGACUGCAGUUGUCGCUGAUCCGCUGCCAGAGUCUCCACUGAAAAGUAAAGGAAUAAAUACGCCAAGAUGAUGUGCGAGGUGAUGCCCACCAUCAGUGAGGACACGGCGCUGAGCCAGCGUGGCUCGCAGAGCAGUUCCUCGGACCCGGACUCCCACUUUGAGCAGCUGAUGGUCAACAUGCUGGACGAGAGGGACCGGCUGCUGGACACGCUGAGGGAGACCCAGGAGAGCCUCGGCCUUGCCCAGCAGCACCUUCAGGACGUCAUGUACGACCGCGACUCUCUGCAGCGCCAGCUCACCUCCGCCCUGCCACAGGAGUUUGCUGCGCUGACCAAGGAGCUGAACGCCUGCAGGGAGCAGCUGCUGGAGAAGGAGGAGGAGAUCUCUGAGCUCAAAGCCGAGAGGAACAACACCAGGCUACUGCUGGAGCAUCUGGAGUGCCUGGUGUCAAGACACGAGCGGUCACUUCGCAUGACGGUGGUCAAGCGGCAGGCUCAGUCUCCCUCAGGAGUCUCCAGUGAAGUUGAGGUCCUCAAAGCGCUCAAGUCCUUGUUCGAACACCAUAAAGCCCUAGAUGAGAAGGUAAGAGAGAGACUACGGGUGUCACUCGAGAGGGUGUCCGUCUUGGAGGAGGAGCUCACAGCAGCCAAUCAGGAGAUUGUGGCCUUACGGGAACAAAAUGCUCACAUUCAGAGAAAAGUGGCUUCCGGGGACGGAGGAGAGGACAUACUGGAGGGCAGUGAAGCUCAACAGAAGGUCCAUGGCAAGCGCCUGUCCAACGGCUCUCUGGAGUCGGCCCACGAGGCGAGCCAGGUGGUGGAGCUGCAGGACCUGCUGGAGAAGCAGAACUACGAGCUGGCCCAGAUGAAGGAGCGCAUGUCCUCCCUCUCCUCCCGGGUCUCCGAGGUGGAGCAGGAGCUGGAGACCGCCCGGAAGGACCUCAUCAAGUCGGAGGAGAUGAAUAACAAGUACCAGAGGGACUUCAAAGAGGCCAUGUGUCAGAAAGAGGACAUGGAGGAGCGGAUCGUAACAUUGGAAAAACGCUAUCUGAGCGCCCAACGAGAGUCCACCUCGGUGCACGACAUCAAUGACAAACUGGAGAACGAGUUGGCCAAUAAGGAGGCUUUCCUCAGACAGAUGGAGGAGAAGAACAGGCAGCUACAGGAGAGGCUGGAGCUUGCAGAGCAGAAGCUCCAGCAGACCAUGAGGAAGGCGGAGACGCUGCCGGAGGUAGAGGCUGAACUGGCCCAGAGGAUAGCAGCCCUCACCAAGGCGGAAGAGCGUCACGGGAGCAUCGAGGAGCGAAUGAGACACUUGGAAUGCCAGCUGGAGGAGAAGAACCAGGAGCUGCUACGGGCUCGACAGAGAGAAAAGAUGAAUGAGGAGCACAACAAGAGACUGUCGGACACGGUGGACAGACUCCUCACAGAGUCCAACGAGCGUCUACAGCUCCACCUGAAGGAGAGAAUGGCAGCUCUAGAAGAGAAGAAUGUGUUAAUCCAAGAUUCGGAGGGUUACAGAAAACAGUACGAAGAUUCAAUCCAUGAAAAAACACAUCUGGCAGAGGAGAUUGAGAAACUGAGAUCAGAGCUGGACCAAUUCAGAUUGAGGGCAGGCUCCCUCACAGAACCCACCCUGUCACGGUCUCAUCUGGACACGUCAGCUGAGCUCCGAUUCUCGUUGGGAUCUCUGGCUGAAACCCAGUCGGACCACUACCGCUCAGCCAAAGUCAUCCGGCGGCCAAGGAGAGGUCGCAUGGGUCUGCGUGAAACCAAGGCUAAAUCAUUGGGGGAACACGAAUGGCGCUCACAGCAGCUCGGGGUUCUGGGAGGCCAUCACUUUGAGAGCGAUACGGAGAUGUCCGACAUCGAUGACGAUGACAGGGAAACGAUGUUCAGCUCCAUGGACAUGCUCUCACCCAGCGGCCACUCCGAUGCACAAACUCUGGCCAUGAUGCUGCAGGAGCAGCUGGACGCAAUCAACAAGGAGAUUCGGCUGAUCCAAGAGGAGAAGGAGUCGACGGAGCUGAGGGCGGAGGAGAUUGAAAACCGGGUGGCUAGUGUCAGCCUCGAGGGCCUCAACCUGGCUCGAAUGCACCACCACGGAGCCUCCAUCACUGCCUCAGCCACCGCCUCCUCCUUGGCCUCCUCCUCCCCGCCCAGCGGACACUCCACCCCCAAACUCGAUCCUCGAAGCCCCGCCCGCGAUAUGGAGCGCAUGGGGGUCAUGACGCUGCCCAGUGAUCUGAGGAAACACAGGAGAAAGAUAGCAGCGGUGGACGAGGACGGCCGCGAGGACAAGGCCACCAUCAAGUGCGAGACAUCCCCCCCGCCAACGCCACGCACUGUCCGAAUGACACACACACUGCCAGCCUCCUCGCACAAUGACGCACGAGGGAUCGUGUCCUCUCUGGAGGCUGAGGCCAGUGCACUGAGUAGUGUAGCCAGCAGCCAAGACUCCCUCCACAAGCAGCCGAAGAAAAAGGGCAUCAAAUCCUCUAUCGGACGGCUUUUUGGCAAGAAGGAGAAGGGCAGAAUGGCACAUCUGGCACACAGACAUGUCAUGGUAGAUCCACAAGCGACCAUGAUGGACCCAGACAUGGCGGGCCAGGACAUGGGGAUGGGCAAGCUGGGAACUCAGGCUGAGAAGGACCGCAGGUUGAAAAAGAACGGACACGAGCUAUUGGAGGAGGCCAGGAGAAAGGGUUUACCUUUCGCCCAAUGGGAUGGCCCAACAGUUGUAGCCUGGCUGGAGCUGUGGUUGGGAAUGCCGGCCUGGUACGUGGCGGCGUGUCGCGCCAACGUGAAGAGUGGAGCCAUCAUGUCGGCCCUCUCUGACACCGAGAUCCAGAGGGAGAUCGGUAUCAGUAACCCUCUGCACCGCCUCAAACUUCGCCUGGCCAUCCAGGAAAUGGUCUCCCUCACCAGCCCCUCUGCACCGCCCACCUCCAGAACCCCUUCAGGCAAUGUAUGGCUGACCCAUGAGGAGAUGGAGACCAUGGCAGCCCCUUCCAAAACGAAGUCCGAUUCAGAAGAGGGCAGCUGGGCACAGACUCUAGCUUAUGGCGACAUGAACCAUGAGUGGAUAGGGAACGAGUGGCUGCCCAGUCUAGGACUACCUCAGUACCGCAGCUACUUCAUGGAGUGCCUGGUGGACGCGCGCAUGCUGGACCACCUAACCAAGAAGGACCUUAGGGUGCACCUUAAAAUGGUGGACAGCUUCCACAGAACAAGUUUACAGUAUGGAAUCAUGGGUCUGAAGAAGCUCAACUAUGACAGGAAGGAACUGGAGAGACGCAGGGAGCAUAGCCAGCACGAAAUGAGAGAUGUACUGGUGUGGAGUAAUGAGCGGGUCAUCCGCUGGGUGCAGAGCAUAGGCCUGAGAGACUACGCCAACAUCCUGCUAGAGAGCGGUGUGCAUGGAGCUCUGGUCGCCUUGGAUGACAACUUUGACUAUAGCAGUUUGGCACUACUCCUCCAGAUCCCCAACCAAAACACUCAGGCACGACAGAUUCUGGAGCGAGAGUACAAUAAUAUGCUGGCGCUGGGCACCGACAGGAGACUGGAUGAGUGUGAAGACAAAGACUUCCGAGGUCCAUCGUGGAGGAGGCAGUUCCCGCCCAGAGACGUUCACGGUAUAAGUAUGAUGCCCGGAUCAGCGGAGACGCUCCCUGCUGGAUUCCGUCUCACCGCCACGUCUGGUCACUCCCGAAGAUUGCCCCCCGAGGUCCUCUAUGAGGCGCUGGAUGACAGUCCUGACGACAUGUAUUUGGAUUGGUUUCAAGUUGGACCGUCUGCAGUGCAGCGGCUGGACAGCUCCACGGUGAGAACCUAUUCCUGCUGAGGAGGAAGAGAGGGACCUUAAACUGUACACUUGACAACCUGAUGCAAAUGCAAGCGGCAAAGAGAACACUGAAUUCUGCUCUGGAUGCGUUGUUUAGCAUGAAAAGCCCAGGAAGACAGCUGACAGCCAUGUACAAAAUUACUUCCUCAUUCACUACUCCCUUUAUAACAGGCAUAGUUUACUCUAUAGUGAGCAGGAAGUUGAGAUUUUGUCAGAAAAAAAAUCAUGAAAAAGUCAUGGUAUAGUACGUCAAAAGUUCAAGUUUCAUUUUUAUAACUGUAACUUUGUUUCCAAAUCAUUUGCUCAUCCCAUGAAGCACCCUGCGGGCUGUUUGUAAGGAUUUCAUCAGCACUCCCACACGGCAAAAAAAGAAGACGACCGAAUACAGUGCAAAGAUCAGUGAGAGCAAAGGGUUCAAUUCUGUAUAUGUGCACAGGAAACAAAAACUGAUGGUAUGACUAUUUUCUGCACACAGAAUAUCUCACCUUUAGCUGCUGAAAGUAUUUAUCUUUUUCCACUGCUGUACGCUGCAAACGAAUACAGUGCAAUAUUUACAUAGAGGCACCCAGAAAAAAAACACCUUUGCGACUUUAUCACUUCCUCCAUUUUAGACUCAGCUUUUUAAGAUUCUUUGCAAAACAUUCACACAGGAUAUACUUGAAUAUUUCGAAAAGCACAGCUCCUAAGGAUGAAACUAUACAAUCAGUAUUUCUGAAAAUAUGUGAUCCAUCUUGUUUAGAGAAUGGUUAAAAGUUCACAUUCCAUACUGCUCUAAAGAACUAAAUUAGCAUUAUAUAUGGUUAACGAUUACUUUGCCAAUACUAUUUCCAAAGUCAACUUCCAAGUUGCAAUCAGUAUGGCACAUAAUUGACAGCCUGGAUUUCAAAUUACAUUCUUGGCAUGUUAUAAUUUAGGUUUUUCCAUAUUUUGUUUAGAAACCUUACCAACUUUACAGUACCCCUACUGAAAACUUCUCAUUCUGCUUCCCUUCAGGUACAGUUCUGAAUGGAGAUUAACUAGUGGAGCUGCUGGGCAGGCCAACCUGCCGAGGAACAAACCAUUCUGACGACACGCACUGCCAAGAAGCCCUCCUCUCCUCUCUGACCCCCUUCCCCGCCCUACUUCUCCUCCUUAUGUGGGCACCAGAUGCCGGUGCUAAACUGUCCUGCAGGCAGCCCCGUUGUCAGCAUUUCUACCUUUUACAUGUACAGUAACUUGUCGAAGCAUAACGUACUGUGUAUUUCUUCUACAGGAGAUGUGUAGGUUAUCUGUAAAUAAAUAUGCCAUUUUUAAAUAUAUACACACCUAUGUAUAAAAAAAAAAAAGAUAUUCAGAGUUUGUGCAAAAAACAUCCCUGCCACCUCAUUUAGUGGACCAUAGAUUAUUAUAUGCUGCUCUUAAAACUGUCUCCAUAUUACCCUGUCCUCUAGAUCAUUUUGUACAUAUGGUUUUAUUUUUUCAUUGUGCUAAUGAUGACGAUGAACCUGUGCUGCACCAUACAGAGAGAAAGAGACUGGAUGUGGUGUGAAAACCUGCCCUCUAGUGGUGUACAAAAACCACCGUGAGCCCCAUUUCUGGCACCAACAAACUUCCUUUCUUAUGGACUCGCUGUCAUAAAGGAGCAUUUUAAGAGGACAUGUCGAUGCACUGGAACGACAUGACAAGCACUUUGAUACAACCGCAUCAACUCAACAGACUAUUUAGUAGCCAAGGACAAAACAAGAGACGCCAUUGCUCUCCGAAGUUGCACAAAACCUCUUCUCAGAGAACAAAAAAGCAGGACGUCAUUCAUAGAACCUGUCACUUGUUGUACUGUAUGUUUUUGUCAGGCGAUACAUUAACACAAAGGACAACUACACACUCAGCCAAGCUGGCCUUCUCCCCCACCCCUCAGACACUACUUUAACAAAACAAAGGAAAUAACUAAAAGACAGACUGCUUUAGCUCAUAGUGUGCGUAGAGUGUAUGUUGAAGUGAGGUGAUAUUUAAUGACAAACCUGUUGCUUGCUGUGACUUACAUUAGUGUAACUGUUAACUCUUUGUUUCUGUCAGAGUUUCCAGGGUAACCUAUUGUACAGCCCUGUUAUCUGUCUUUUACUUAUUUCUGAUGGACGACUCAAGUCUUACACUUUUAAUUUGUUUUUACAACUUCAAUUUGCACGAACAAUGAAUCAUUUUAUUUUGUGUCCAUUUUUUUUUUUUAUUUAUUACUUCUUGUACUUCGGUCAAAACUAAGUGGUGAGCAAGCAAAUUUUCAUUGUCAAUAAAAAAAAAAACUACUGUCA